Molecule: messenger RNA, 2869 nt
Organism: Cucumis melo (muskmelon)
Lineage: Eukaryota; Viridiplantae; Streptophyta; Magnoliopsida; Cucurbitales; Cucurbitaceae
Product: receptor protein kinase-like protein ZAR1
Exons: 2
Coding region: 1-2262 (753 amino acids)
Biological process (GO): protein phosphorylation
Molecular function (GO): protein kinase activity; ATP binding; protein binding
Source: RefSeq, a predicted model, not a curated record
AUGCACGAUUUCCACGAAUGGUGGAAUCAAAACAAAACAACAUUUGUCAAUUUCUUACAACAUUUUCCACUACAAACAAAAUCUAACCCAAAGUUUUCCAGCCAAAUUCCAUCAACAAUCAGCCCAGCAAGAAUCUCCUCCAAUUACGCCGAAACCAGUCCCAAAUGGACCACCUUAAAAUUCAAAAAUCCCAGCAGCCUUCUUUCUUGUUUUCUUUCCCAAGUAUCAAACUUACUGGUUACGAUUAGGAACCUUCUGGCUCUCCAUUUUGAUGCUUAUUUCAAGAGAAACACUCUUUCAGAUUGUAACAAAACUCUAAACAAUAUGGAUCUACUGGAGAUUUGGUUAGUUUUCAUUGUGAGCAACCAUUUCUCAUUUGUCUCUUCUCUGAACGAAGAGGGAUUAGCUCUGCUGUCAUUCAAAAGCUCAACUUUUGAUUCUCAAGGGUUCCUCCAAAACUGGAAUUUGUCUGAUGCAACACCGUGUUCGUGGAAUGGAAUCACUUGUUCAGAACAAAGAGUUGUCUCUCUCAGUAUUGUAGACAAGAAACUCUCUGGUACUCUCCAUCCUGCACUCGGAAAACUUGGGUCACUCCACCAUUUGAGCCUUCAGAACAACAAUCUUUUCGGAAGCUUCCCAACUGAACUCUACAACCUGGUAGAGUUACAAAGCUUGGACCUCUCACAAAAUCUCUUUAAUGGUUCUAUUCCAGAUGGGUUUGGUUCCCAUUUGACAUCUCUUCAGAAUCUCAAUCUUUCCUUCAAUGUGCUCCACGGUUUGAUCCCUGCUGACUUUGGCAACUUGUCCAACUUGCAAGGUACUCUUGAUUUGUCUCACAAUGUCUUUACCGGCCCAAUCCCGGUGAGCCUAAGCAGCCUCCCUACAACCCUUUAUAUUGAUCUCAGUUACAAUAAUCUCAGCGGCUCAAUUCCACCACAAGAAGCUUUGCAGAACCUUGGACCAACAGCUUAUGUAGGGAAUGCCUUUCUCUGUGGACUUCCCCUUAAUGUUUCAUGUUCAUUCGUAAUACCACCGCCAAAUCACAACCCAUGGUUCCAUUGCCCAUCACAUGGAAAAGGUGGAAAAGCUUGUUCCAUAAUCACAGGCUCGGCUAGUAUCAUAGUUGGUUUCUGCUUGAUUAUCCUAGUAGUAUUUUGGUGCAAGAGAGCUUAUCCGGCUAAAGGUAGUGAAAAUCUAAAUGGCUCCUGUAACUUUCGGCAGGCAUUGAUGUUUAAAACAGAGUUUUCUUGCUUCGCAAAACAUGAAGUUGAGCCCCUACCAGAGAACAUGGAUAACUAUAACUUUGUACUACUUGAUCGGCAAGUCGACUUUGAUCUUGAGCAACUUUUGAAAUCCUCGGCUUAUCUUCUAGGCAAGAACGGGAAUGGGAUUGUGUAUAAAGUGUUUCUAGAGAGAGGAUUAAAGCUAGCAGUAAGAAGGUUGGAAGAUGGAGCUUAUGAAAGAUUUAAAGAGUUUCAAACUGAAGUUGAAGCAAUAGGGAAAGUGAGGCAUCCCAAUAUUGUAGCUCUUUUAGCUUAUUGCUGGUCUGAUGAAGAGAAACUGCUCAUUCAUGAGUAUAUACCUCAGGGAGACCUAGCCAUUGCAAUUCAUGGAAAAGCAGAAAUUUCCUACUUCAAACCACUUUCAUGGAGUGAUCGUGUGAAAAUCAUGAAAGGAAUAGCAAAGGGAUUGACAUACCUUCACGAAUUCAGCCCAAGAAAAUACGUCCACGGCGAUCUGAAACCAACCAACAUUCUCCUAGGCAACAACAUGGAACCCUACAUCGCAGAUUUUGGACUCGGACGACUAGCAAAUGCCGCCGGAGAUUUCACCGGCCCACCAUCGGAAAAAACCUCCACGGCAACGCCGCGGCGGUCUCCAUUCCGAUCAAAUUCCAUGUGCUCCUCUCUGUCGAUAGGGUCGUAUUAUCAAGCCCCGGAAGCGUUGAAGGCGGGAAAACCAUCGCAGAAGUGGGAUGUUUACUCGUUGGGGGUGAUAUUACUAGAAAUUAUCACGGGAAAGUAUCCGGUGAUUCAAUGGGGUUCGUCAGAGAUGGAGCUGGUAGAAUGGGUGGAGCUUGGAAUGGAUGAAGGGAAAAGGGUAUUGUGUAUGAUGGAUCCGUCAAUGUGUGGGGAAGUGGAGAAGGAAGAAGCUGCGGCGGCCAUUGAAAUAGCUGUUGCUUGCACUCGGAAGAACCCUGAAAAGAGACCUUGUAUGAGAAUUGUCUCUGAAUGUUUGGAAAAAUUGGGAACUUCAUCGUAAUUGAACCCUAAGCAAAAUGUGAAGAUGAAGAACAUCUCAUGCAUGACCGCCGUAGAACUUGGGUGAAAAACACCGACCCGAACCGAUUUUAUUCGGGUCUGUUCGGGUUUAAAAUUACCGAUUACGUUAAAAUUAUUUCUUCGCCUGCGACUCUGCUUCAUUUCCUCGUCUUCGACUCUUCUUCACCUCUUCGUCUGCAGACUCGGCAUCAUUUCUUCGUCUUCAUCACUUCGCCACUCCAUCGUCUUCAUCACUUGAGUUUCUGGGAGUUGGGUGUGUUUACCUAUUGUUUUUGCCUUCCUUUUCGGCCUUUUCUGUGUUUACCUAACUAUAUCGGCCUUCGAUUACAGCUUCCUCAAGCUUUCUCAAGCUUCCUCGUAACCUUCAAGAUCUUCAGAUUCUCAGGUAUUGUUGGGUUUUUUUUUUCUGUCUGUUUUUUGUUAUUGCCUAUUGGAUGUUCAUAUAGGAACUUGGAUGUUGGGUUUUUUUUUUUUUUUUUUUUUUAAUUUUUUUAUUGGCUAUAUAAUCGGUAGACUGUGUUGUUUUCUCAAUUUUUCAUCUGGUUCUCAUAAAUAAUAAUAAUAAGAAGAAGAUCAGACUCCAAAAA